Molecule: messenger RNA, 651 nt
Organism: Haemonchus placei
Lineage: Eukaryota; Metazoa; Nematoda; Chromadorea; Rhabditida; Trichostrongylidae
Source: the annotation of a GenBank genome assembly
UUUCCACUAUCCACCGCCAAUCGACAACUGAGCGAUAAGAUAAGAAGCAAUGAUGCCAACUGUGACUCAUGAAACGGGUCAUUCAGAGAUUUGAUCGCUUCCACCAGACGAAUCCCUUCACUAUCGAGAUUAGUUCUGCUGUAAGAAACAAGGAUGAUGAAUGGAAUAGAAAGAGCAAACGAGGAGAUUGGACCGCUCACUUGUUGCUCGAACGUCUUCUUCAGAUUAUCCCAAGCUUUCUGGAAUGGCCUCCGAGCCAAUAGAGCAAGUAAGAAAAGCCUAACGGAAUUGACUGGCGUUUCAUUGAGAGCAAGCUGGUUAUACGCUCGACCUACAUCCGAAUCCAUCUCUACAGCACGACGAUAGUAAAGUGUGGAAAGUGACGACUGAUCGGUAUUGGUCAGGUAUCUGUGGAGAUCUCCCAGGUACAGGUUGUACAUUGCAGCAUGCCGAGGACUUUCAGCCAGCAUGCUCUGCAAUUCACCACAGAAAACCGAGACCAUUACAUUGAACCAAUUGUCACCAACAGUCUGUAAGCAUAUAUCAAGGAAAUUCAACAACGUUGGAUCAAAUACUAUCCUAACCAUCAAGAUUUUCAUCGUCACUCUCAUUUUAAAUUCACCGCCAUCUUAUGGAACGAGAUUGCAUUAG